CAAGAGGAUUAAGGAAUUGAAUGACAAAUCUUCAUCAUCUUUAUCCAAGAGAAAAGAUACUUUGAAAAAUUCUCUGAAUUUCUUUCUUCCACUAUUGAGGAAAGAUUGCACAAUAUCUAAUUGUACCCCUGAUGAUCUAAAGCAUUUUCUGGUAUGGAAGGAUGAUUUUGGUAAAACACCAGUUCAUAAAAUAAAUUGUACAUUUUUGGGUACUAAAGAAUUAGGAAGUUGUGAAUGCCCAAGACGAUUAGCAGCUGGGACAGUAUCGGUCAUGGUACAAAAUUUGUCGGAGAUCUUUUACGAAAGUGGUCGUGGUAAAUUCUGGGAUGAGAGAAGUGAUGCAGGUAACCCUGCAGCGGCACAUUGCAUCAGACAGUAUGUGAAACUCAUUCAAGAGGAACAAGCGGCAGCACAUGUAGUUCCUAAGCAGGCAAAGCCAAUUUUUCUGGGUAAAAUAAAAAGAAUUGCCUCGUAUAUAGAUAAUGAAUUGGGUAGGGUUGAUAUUUCAUUGAAGGAAAGAUAUGUGCUCCUUAGAGAUCAGGCUUGGAUGAAAUUACAGUUCUUUGGGGGAAAUAGGGCAAAUGACUUGGCAAUGCUUGUAGGACAGGAGGUAAAGAGAUUGGAUGACAAUUCUGGUUUAGUAAUAAAACAGACAUUUGGGAAAACUUUAAGAGGAAAUAAACAUAAAUGUCAUGUUUUUGUUAUUACGAAAUGCAGAGACAAGACUGUUUGUCCAGUAAUUGGUUUGCACAUGUGCACAUAUGUUCAAGGUUGUAAAAGAAUGGGUGUGGAUCUUGCAAAUGGUUUUCUUUUUCGAGUUGUUUUAGAGAAUGGUAGAGUCAUAGGUGAUAGAGUGACAUAUUCAGUAAUGUAUGAAAGACUAAUUCGGUAUCUUACCUUGUUAGGAAUAUAUGAGGGUGAGACUCCUCAUAGUUUUCGAGCCGGGUGUGCAGUGACUCUGGCCUUAUCUGGUUCAGUUACAAAUGUAAGACAAAUGAUGAACCAUGUGGGAUGGUAUGGAGAGGGAACAGCAGAAUAUUAUAGUAGAUUGCAAGCUUUAGUAGAAUCUGAUUAUAUCGCAGGUAGAUUAGCAGACAGUGCAGGUCAAUGUGAUUUUGUGGAAGAUCAGUUCCAACAAUAUGGGGAUUUUAAUAUUUUACAGAAAGCUUUUCAUUAACGAUAAGGCCUUUAGAAUGUCGAUAAAAUUUAGGGAAUAAGAAAGAUCCUUUAAUUAUCAUCUACAUCAUAUUAGGAUUUUGUAGGACUGUUUGUUUUGUAAAUAGCAGUGACGGUUAAUUUGUUGUUAACUAACAUUUUGUAGAUAUGUAACAGCUGUAUAACUUAUGACAGUGAUAAGUUUAAAGAAUGUCAAAUCUAAAAUUUGAAAAUAAUAAAUAUAAUGUUUUUUAAACAA
Magallana angulata is the source of this 1414-nucleotide messenger RNA. RefSeq lists its product as uncharacterized. The transcript has a single exon. Gene Ontology annotation, biological process: DNA recombination; DNA integration. Gene Ontology annotation, molecular function: DNA binding. Lineage: Eukaryota; Metazoa; Mollusca; Bivalvia; Ostreida; Ostreidae. Bases 272 to 1177 code for a protein of 301 amino acids. The record is from RefSeq and is a predicted model, not a curated record.